UUAAGAUUAGAUUCUUAUCAGAAUACACGUGCGAUAACGCUUUCUAUGCUUUCGGCGUUCAACUUGUUUAAUAAUUUAAAAAUAAACAUUCUUCGCAAUAUGAGCACCCUGGAUAAAGCCAAACAAAUCGCAGCUUACAAAGCCGUCGAUGAAUAUGAAAACAACUCAGUAAUAGGCAUUGGCAGUGGAUCUACAGUCGUUUUCGCAGUAGAAAGGUUAGCAGAAAAAGUAAAAACAGACAACUUGCAAAUUGUCUGCGUUCCUACUUUUCAAUCGAGACAACUCAUCAUCAAGCACAAUCUAACACUUGGUGACUUAGAAAUCUACCCAAAAUUAGACUGUGUCAUCGAUGGUGCUGAUGAGGUAGAUGCUAAACUCACCUUAAUCAAAGGCGGAGGAGGUUGUUUGCUACAAGAAAAAAUAGUCGCAUCAUGUGCACAAAAAAUGGUUGUCAUAGCUGACUACACAAAAAAUUCCUCCAAACUCGGUGACCAGUACAAAAAAGGAAUACCGAUUGAAGUAGUUCCUAUGGCUUAUCGACCGAUCAAAGAUAAAAUUGAACAAACCUUUGGAGGCACUGUUGUCCUACGAACUGCUGUUGCCAAAGCCGGUCCUUGUGUUACUGAUAAUGGAAAUUUCAUAUUAGAUUGGAAAUUUGUUAAUCAAGAUGUAGAUUGGAGUGAAAUCGAUACUAAAAUUCAUUUAAUUCCUGGCGUUGUUGAGACCGGGUUGUUUGUAAAUAUGGCAGAAAAAGCUUAUUUUGGAAUGGCUAAUGGAGAUGUUAAAGAACAAUGUUGAAUCAAUAUUUGUUAUAAUGUAGUUGCUAUAGAUUUAUAUUUUUAUACAAGUAUUUUUAA
This is a messenger RNA of Ctenocephalides felis (cat flea), 857 nucleotides long. It is a transcript of the gene Rpi, whose product is annotated as ribose-5-phosphate isomerase. Lineage: Eukaryota; Metazoa; Arthropoda; Insecta; Siphonaptera; Pulicidae. Gene Ontology annotation, biological process: D-ribose metabolic process; pentose-phosphate shunt, non-oxidative branch. Gene Ontology annotation, molecular function: ribose-5-phosphate isomerase activity. Gene Ontology annotation, cellular component: intracellular membrane-bounded organelle. The record is from RefSeq and is a predicted model, not a curated record.